This is a messenger RNA of Thermochaetoides thermophila DSM 1495, 1539 nucleotides long. RefSeq lists its product as uncharacterized. The transcript has 5 exons. Gene Ontology annotation, biological process: carbohydrate transport; transmembrane transport. Gene Ontology annotation, molecular function: carbohydrate:proton symporter activity. The coding region runs from base 1 to 1539 and encodes 512 amino acids. Gene Ontology annotation, cellular component: membrane. NCBI's taxonomy places the organism in Eukaryota, Fungi, Ascomycota, Sordariomycetes, Sordariales, Chaetomiaceae. The record is from RefSeq and is a predicted model, not a curated record.
AUGGGCAUUCUCGAUAAGAAGCCCGCGCCCGCCGCGACCGUUGACGACACCCCCAAGUGGGAGAGGGUCGACUGGAAGAAGGACCCCGGUCUUCGCAAGCUUUACUUCUAUGCCUUCGUUCUUUGCAUUGCCUCCGCUACCACCGGCUACGAUGGCAUGCUCUUCAACUCGAUUCAAAACUUCGAUGAGUGGCAGGAUUACUUCAACCACCCCAAGGGCAACACCCUCGGUGUCCUGGGUGCCCUCUACCAGAUUGGCUCCCUGUGCUCCAUCCCCAUUGUCCCCAUCCUUGCCGACCGCUUCGGUCGUAAGCUCCCCAUUGCGAUUGGUUGCCUCAUCAUGAUCGUCGGUGCCGUCCUCCAGGGCGCUGCUAAGAACUUGGGCACCUUCAUGGGCAGCCGUUUCCUCCUCGGCUUCGGCAACUCUCUGGCUCAGAUCUGCUCUCCCAUGCUUCUCACUGAGCUCUGCCAUCCCCAGCACCGUGGUCGUCUCACCACCGUCUACAACUGCCUGUGGAACGUUGGUGCUUUGAUCGUCUCGUGGCUCGCCUUCGGUACCGACUUCAUUGGCAACGACUGGUCGUGGCGUAUCCCUGCCCUGCUCCAGGCCUUCCCCUCGCUCAUCCAGAUCGCUUUCAUCUACUGGGUGCCUGAGUCUCCUCGUUUCCUGAUUGCCAAAGACAAGCACGAACAGGCCCUGAACAUCCUCGCCAAGUACCAUGCCAACGGCAACAAGGAGCACCCGACCGUCCAAUUCGAAUUCCACGAGAUCAAGGAGACCAUCCGCCUUGAGUACCAGUACAAGAAGUCCAGCAGCUACCUCGACUUCUUCCGCACCAAGGGCAACCGCUAUCGUCUGGCCGUCCUGCUCUCUCUCGGCUUCUUCUCGCAGUGGUCCGGCAACGCCAUUAUCUCCAACUACUCCAGUAUGCUCUAUGAGACUGCCGGCAUCAAGGACUCGACUGCCAAGCUCGGUCUCGCCGCCGGUCAGACUGGUCUCGCCCUCAUCGUCUCGGUCACCAUGGCCCUGCUUGUCGACAAGAUCGGCCGCCGCCCCAUUUUCCUGAUUGCCACCAGUGGCAUGUUCGGCACCUUCAUCUUCUGGACGCUCACCUCGGGUCUGUAUGAUGAGCACCAGGCUAAGGGUGCCAACUACGCCAUGAUCUUCUUCAUCUGGCUCUUCGGUUUCUUCUACUCUCUUGCCUGGUCGGGUCUGCUCGUCGGCUAUGCCAUCGAGAUCCUGCCUUACAAGCUGCGUGCCAAGGGUCUGAUGAUCCUCAACAUCUGCAUCCAGGCUGCCUUGACUCUCAACAUCUAUGCCAACCCCCACGCCUUCGACCACUUCGAGGGCCACACAUGGAAGCUCUACCUCAUCUACACUUGCUGGAUCUUCCUCGAGUUGUGCUUCAUCUUCUUCAUGUACGUCGAGACCAAGGGCCCCACUCUCGAGGAGUUGGCCAAGAUCAUCGACGGCGACGAGGCCGAGGUUGCCAAGGUCGAUGCCGAGAAGGAGGUCGUCACCAAGGAGGAGAGCAACUGA